Molecule: messenger RNA, 798 nt
Organism: Trypanosoma grayi
Lineage: Eukaryota; Euglenozoa; Kinetoplastea; Trypanosomatida; Trypanosomatidae
Product: putative NADH-ubiquinone oxidoreductase complex I subunit
Exons: 1
Coding region: 1-798 (265 amino acids)
Biological process (GO): respiratory electron transport chain
Source: RefSeq, a predicted model, not a curated record
AUGCGCUGUUCACAUCCCCUGCGGACUGCGCUGCGCCGCACGGUCGCGCUGCUCACCAUUAGCGACGAGUAUAUACCACGCGCCUUUCCGGUGAAGUCGACGACGGGCCUGGCAGGCGUUGCAGUGGAGCCGCUGUGGAAACCGAAACUCCUCGCCGCGGCGGCGGAGUUGCAGGCGUUCUUGACCACCUCUGACAUCCCACCAGAGACGACGUACUACAACAUUGCCAUGACGCUGGUGAAGCGCAUCAAUCACGGCAUCAAGGAGUGCCAAGACGACUGGUGCACACUUGAGAAGCGGUAUUUCUGGGGGUGGCCGGUGGAGUAUAUCCUGCAGGUGACGUGGCGGGAGCUAGAGACUGCACAAAAGUGGAAUGAGUGGCGCUUCUGGGAGCUGGACCCGGAGCAGGUGAAGAAGGUCGCGCGCGAGGACCAGAAUAUCGGUAGGGAGGGGCUCGGCUACAACAGCCCCUGGGAGCAGGUCGUGCGGGAAGACUUCGACAAGCGCAAGAAAGCGCUCACGCAGGAGGAGAUGGCAGAGUUGAAGCGCAUGGAUACAGAGCGCAUGGCGCGUGAGACCGCCGCCUACAAGGAGCGCAAGGACCGCAUUCGCGACGACUUGGAGAAGGCGCGUGGUGACAUGCUUAAGAAGUUCCUCAACAAACGCUUCGCCGUGGACAAAGACCUCCAACGUAUGCAGCCUGGCGCCCGCUACAGUGGCAAAACAUCGGAGGACCUCAUCGCCGAACUCAAGUCGUCGGUACAGAACAACCCGCAAAAACAGGAUCCAAAGAAGUGA